Messenger RNA from Uloborus diversus, 2347 nucleotides. RefSeq lists its product as uncharacterized. Lineage: Eukaryota; Metazoa; Arthropoda; Arachnida; Araneae; Uloboridae. Bases 276 to 2270 code for a protein of 664 amino acids. The record is from RefSeq and is a predicted model, not a curated record. The transcript has a single exon.
GCAAGCAACAAAUAAUUUCGCAAGCAUAAACUUCAGUCAUUCAACUUGUGAUGCAUAGCACUGUGAGGAAUGGUCUUGUGCCGGAAGAGUUAUUAUUUGGAGAGUUGUUAUUUUUCGCCUCAAAGUUUUAACAGUAGAUAUGAAAAACAAAGUUCCUCCCAGUUGGUGCCAAAAACUUGUUUUAUUCAUUUAUUGAUUGUUUAUUUCAUUUCGUUGCAUAGUCAAGUAACGUGAAAUUCUCCAGUCUUCGACAUUUUAUUCACUGGGCAACAACGAUGCAGAAUUGGUCCAGAAUUCCUACUCGUAAGAAAGUAUUGUUUUUUGCGGUGUGUAUAGCUGCUGGAGUUUAUUUCUUUUGUAUUCCAGGAAAAGUUGCAAACUUUUUAGGAAUUUAUGAACUGAAUGAUUUGAAUAAUGACAUUGGAGAGACAUUUGAUGUGGAAUUCGCUGAAAUAGAAUCGAAGGAAGAAAAUCUCCUUAUUGAUACACCUGGUUGUAAAAUACCGAAACUAAAUCCAUACGAUCCAUCGUUAAAAAAUAUUAUUGGAUCCCCAUCAAACUUGACAUGCCCUGGAAAACCUCUAUUUUUCAUCAUAGAACCUAACGCUGUUGUUAAAGUGAAUGAAACCAUACUUCUGGAGUUUUACAAUAUGAAACUGGAUGAUCUUACGUGUACUUACAGACCUAUUCUACGCAUGCCCGAAGCGGCUGGUGAACGUUUGGAGGACUUUUAUGCACUAGGAAACAAGAGAAGACUGCAUUUUGGAAUACCUCUUAAUGUGGACUUCAUUGAAGUGAACUGUAAGCUGAUGAAGGAAACAUUGACGCAUUUUCUUCCUCUAACUCCACUAAAGGUGGAAAUUGAACAAAGGAAAAACAUAUUACUGCCUCAAUCGGCAGAAAAACUGAACGUUAUAUUGAUUGGGGUUGAUUCAGUUUCUGCUCUGAAUUUUCAGAGGCAGUUUAAAGCAACAAAAGCAUUUAUGGAGGAAAAACUCUCCCCGUUUAAACUUGAUGGAUAUACUAAAGUUGGAGACAAUACUUUUCCGAACUUAGUGCCAUUGCUUACGGGACACUUUGUGGAAUAUUACUGGAAUGAAACUUUGUACACCAAGAAAUUUUUUGACGAUUUAGACUUUGUGUGGAAAGCAUACUCAGACGUAGGAUAUCGAACAUUAUUUGCUGAAGAUAGUCCUAAAUUUGGAACAUUCAAUUACGGGAAAAGAGGAUUCAAAGAUGCUCCAACUGAUUAUUAUUUCAGGCCCUUGGCACUAACUUAUUAUAACUACGAUCCAUACAAAAAUGGUCAUCUGAGUUGUAUUAACUCACAAAUAGAUGGAGAAAUCAUGAUUAAUUAUCUUAGAAGUUUUGUGAAAACUAUGGAUGCAAGACCAUUCUUUUCGUUUAUUAUGGUAUCAACCCUAACGCAUGAUAGUCUGAAUAAAGCGAGCCAAGCAGACCAACCGAUUUUUCGCUUGUUAACCGAGUUCAAAAAGCAAGGUGUCUUUGAAAAAAGUCUUUUCAUCUUGUUUAGUGACCAUGGAAUUCGUUUCGGUCCAAUCCGAGAGACUUAUGUUGGAAAAUAUGAAGAAAGAAUGCCCUUUAUUUAUAUUAAUUUUCCGCAAUGGUUCCUUGAAAAGCAUUCGAUGCAAGCAAAAUAUCUUCGCCAAAAUCAAAAUCGCUUAACGACUCAUUUUGAUGUCCAUGCCACAUUAGUUCAUUUGCUAAGGGUGAUGAAAUUAUCUUUCAAGAAAACAGUUGAUGAGGACACUGCGCAUGGGUUGAGCCUCAUGGAUAAGAUACCAAAUAGCAGAACUUGCAAAGAUGCUAACAUUUUACCCCAUUGGUGUCCUUGCCAAUUGCUGCAUGACGUUUCCGUCAAUGACAGCGUUGUUUUGAAAUGUGCCACGUCUGUGAUUCAACAGAUGAACAAAAAAUUGAAACCUUUUGCCAAGAGCUGUGCCGUUUUGGAGCUUGCAGAGGUAUCAGAUGCCCGUUAUCGUCAACUCAAUGAUGAUGUCUUAAGAUUCGUCAAACAUGAAAGAAUCGUCAUCAAUCGGGAAGUCGUUUUGGGCAAGAAAAAUGAAGGUAUUCGAGAUUAUUUGAUUACUUUAGUUGCCAAACCAAGCCAAGGAGUGUUUGAAAGUACAGUUCGACAUCGAAUAAAGCAAGAUAAGUUUGAAGUGCUCGAUAUUAGUAGAAUCAAUGCAUAUGGUAAUCAAUCAUCUUGCAUUGAAAGCUCAGAAAUGAGGAAAUAUUGCUACUGUUAGUAGAUAACAAAUGCGUCUAUUUCUUGAAUCAUACUCCUAAAUGUUUGUGCUUAAGUAGCUUUUACUUUAACAAAUGU